AAAGCAUUUGAUGCGAACCGUUCAUUCACCGGAACGUUGUUUUUGUUUGUGUGUCAACAUUGUCACGUUUUACGGUAUAUUUACCUAUAACUGAGAGCGUCGGGAAAGGCAGUUCCCCAAAGAUGGAGAAAAUGGACAGAGGAUUGAUCUCUGAUGAGCUGAGGAAACUGCUUCUGUCAUUUAGUGUCGACAUUCCAGAUGAUGCCUCAGGAAAUUCAUUUGUUCGUGAUGUACUAGACGACUUCUUUGUACAUAACUUUGUUUCGGACACAAGAUCUCUUUCACAUGGAGUUGUGCUAACCAGGGACUUGUUUCCAAAAGAAGAAACUUUUAAAAGAUUUCCACCAACCGUUCAUGUGCUUGAAGUAAAUAUUGAUAGUGAUCCUGAAACAUGGGAGGAGAAAAGGGAUAGUUUGAAACUAUUUCUCCUUUUGUUGGAAAAAGAAAACCUGGUAAAAUUGAUUUUGGUACAUAGCGAUUCCAUGGGAAUUAUUGAUGCGAAGCUGAGAGUGUACCAAAAAUACCGCGGCUAUAUCGAAGCCUACAAUAUUUAUUUACAACAUGUCUAUGAAGAAUUCGAUGAAAUUGUCCAGUCAAUUGCCUAUAAAAAUGUGUCAUAUUUUGAAGAAUUUGUUGGAGCAAUGAUUGAAGCUUUUUCUAAAGAAAGUCUUGAAGCAGUCAUAAUUGAAGCAAUUGACAUGUCACUGAUAGAAGAUAAUAUUGCAAAACUGUGUUAUGAAGUAUCUAUUGAAUAUAAGAACGACAUUGUGGGAACUGUGAAAACUGGAUCAUAUAAUUGCUAUUCUGCAUUUACUGUUCGGGCAAUCAAACAGAUUUUGGUGAAGGAAACUUUAAAGAAAACGGCAAAAUCAUUAGCAGCUGCAAUACGCCCUGGAAUCGUACAUCACAUUGAAAGUGUUGUCCAGAAAACACUUGUCCAGAAACUAGGAGAUGUUGUAUGUGACAUGUCUGGUAUUGGUUUGGUAUAUAAUCGAAUGCAAUUUCCAUUUACAACCACCUUCAGAUUUCUCUUAAACAUUCUUUCUGGUUGGAUUGAGAAUAUCGUAAUAUUCGUUAUUAGAAUUUUUCACCCUGUGGACAUUAAUUCAAAAGAAUGGAGAGGUAAAGUUGCUGAGGAAAUUUACCAGAAAAUAUUGGAGAGGAGACAAAAAAUCUUAGCUCUUGCAUUGGAAGAAAUUUUGAAUAUCUGUUGGCAAACAACAGAAGAUUUAAAAGAUAUUCAACAUAGACUAAAAGAAUUCAAAAGAAAGGUGUUACCAAGUGAUCAAAAACAAAUCAUUAAAGAAUGGUUGAAAAGGGACGUCUUACAAGACAAAAAAGCUUUGGAGAAUCAUCCAUCUAUAAUGCAGUAUAUAGCAGGACAUAGGUUGGAUGGACAGCCAGUUGUGAAAGUUUUUCUUCGUGAUAAUGACAAAGAUGCACAAAUCGAUUUUAAAAAUGCAUGCUAUGACUUGGAGGACACAGAAUUAGAAUUUGUGAACGUUGCAGAAAAAUCAAUGGAAAUACAGAGGCAAGCUGAGAAAAUGAAACUAUGUGAAAGAAAUGCACCUGCUAUUGACAAAAAGACCAGAAAUGAAAUAAAACAAGUCAUUCAAGAACAUGGAGGAAAGAUUUAUGCAACAUACUCAAAUGUAGUUGGUAUGCGAAUAGGUAAGGUCAGAAGUGUUGGAGAUGAAAUAGAGGAUAACCCCUGCAUUGUUUUGUAUUGCCUUGACAAAAAUCUUAUUCCAUUUGGGGAAAAACCUUUACCAAAGACCAUUGCAGGAUGUCCAUGUGAUAUAAGGGAAGACUAUGUAAUGUUUGGACAUUGUCCUAAUAGAUGUCCCGCCUCUAGACAAAACCUUCCAGAGCCUGGCUGUAGCAUUGGUAUACCGUCAGUCGAUUCAUCAGGGAGUGUUGGAUUCUUAGUUGAACCAAAGAACCCAACUGAACAAUUUCGAUGUGGUUUUCUCACGGCAUCACAUGUUGCAGUCAAACGUUUCAAAGAACUAAACCACCAUAAAUCGCUGCUGUCUAUGAGCCAUCUGUCUCUCGAAGAACAUCCUAUAGUGCAUCCUUCAUGGCAAGAUAACGGUCACAUGGAUAACGCAGUAGGACAAGUUGUUGAAUCUUUCUGUGGAAAUUAUGGACUUUGUCAAACGGGCCUGGAUUUCGCUCUAGUUAGAAUCCAUGGAUGUCGUGAAGAAGAGAAAGAGGCAUUACCAAUUGUCAAUGACGAAGAAUUGGACUUUGAUGGAGAAACAAAGGUAACGAAGUCAGGAAGAACCACAGGGACAACUAUUGGUGACCUGACGGACGACAGCCUGACCGUUAGAGUGGACACGUCUUUCUUGUCGAGGGGAUACAUUGCUUUCUUCAACUGCUAUGCUGUCGAAAACAUAACAGAACAGAAUGCCUUCUUCAGGCAGGGUGACUCUGGCUCAGGUGUUUAUGUAAUGGAGAAGGACGAAACAUUAAAACCCUUGGGAAUCGCCUUUGCUUCUCUGUUUUCACAAACGGCUGUUUGUAAAAUUGACUCAAUCAUCCAAAAGCUUGAUUUGAAGAUAGUCAGAUAUCUUGACAACAAGCAGACACAAUUGCUUAUGUCUCAGACAGGAAACGUUACCGAGGAAAAAUUGCCGGAGCAAGAGCCAAUGGACUGUGUCUAAAACGUAUCUCGCACAUGCAUCUUCUCAAAGUUUAACACAACUGAAACUAGAUUGUCAUAAAGACUUUAAUUGUUCAUUCAAUUGCUAAAAAAUCAAAUCUGAUCUUUAUUUACUUAUGUAAUGAUCUAUUGAAAACGAAGACUCUAUAAUAAAAUUAUUUAUAUAUUUUAAAA
Messenger RNA from Magallana angulata, 2842 nucleotides. RefSeq lists its product as uncharacterized. The coding region runs from base 123 to 2669 and encodes 848 amino acids. Lineage: Eukaryota; Metazoa; Mollusca; Bivalvia; Ostreida; Ostreidae. The transcript has 5 exons. The record is from RefSeq and is a predicted model, not a curated record.